This is a messenger RNA of Ctenopharyngodon idella (grass carp), 2889 nucleotides long. Its product is annotated as putative ferric-chelate reductase 1. Gene Ontology annotation, molecular function: oxidoreductase activity, acting on metal ions. The transcript is spliced from 16 exons. The record is from RefSeq and is a predicted model, not a curated record. The coding region runs from base 143 to 1804 and encodes 553 amino acids. NCBI's taxonomy places the organism in Eukaryota, Metazoa, Chordata, Actinopteri, Cypriniformes, Xenocyprididae.
AUAGCCUCAUUACCUAAUCAGGUAAAGCCCUGCCCACAGUGACUACGCUAUUUACCUUGAAGAAGUGGCUGUAUUUAAGCGCGCGCACACAGGGUGUCAGCCAAAACCAAGAGGGAAUCCUCGCCCAACAAAUUAUCCAAAGAUGUUGCUGUAUGUUCUCCUGUCUUGUGUUGGGAUCGCGCAGUGUUAUCCUAAUGGACAGGUCAGCGAAGUAUGUGGAUCUUUGGUACCUGGUCACGGAUCUAGCGCUCAGCCCAGCAGCUCUUCUCCGUAUACUGUUACUACUAACAAGACCACAUUUAAAGGCGGAGAUGAAAUCACAGUAUCUUUAAGCUCAAACUCAGGAGAUUAUUUUGAAGGAUUUAUGUUACAAGCAAAUGAAGUUGGAUCGACUAUUCCCAUUGGCACUUUCAGCGUGCUGAACAGUAGUGCACAGGGCAUCUACUGCGAUCAUGUGGCUAAUAGAGCAGUUUCUCACACAUCAAAUGCUAAAAAGUAUACAAUUCAAGUUAAAUGGACGGCUCCAUCUGCACAACUCGGCAACAUAGAGUUCAGAGCAACAUUUGUUAAAAGUUUAAAAACCUUUUGGGUUGAUGUUAGGAGCUCUGCUCUUACGUAUACAGGAACAACUUCUACUAUUGCUACAUCAAACCCUGAUUGUGGGAAAACCAAAGUCUGCUACAGUCAGCCCAAUAACUGUGACCCAACUACCAGCACAGGCUGUUACUUCAUGGCAGUUCAGGCAUCAUCUAACCAAUCAGAAUAUACGAUUGAACUGUUUGGGCAGGCUGAUGGAUACGUCGCCAUUGGGUUUUCAGAUGACCAGCAAAUGGGCAAUGACGACAUCUACAUCUGUGGUAAGGACAGCAACGGCGUACUCCAAGUGCAACACGCCUUUUCCACAGGAAGAAGGUCUCCAAAUAUUCUUCCACUGGGGAAUGUGACUAAUAUCAAGACAGCAUUGACGAAUGGAAAUAUCAAUUGUUCUUUUACUUCUCGUAAUGCCAUUAGCACCGCAAGUAGAGCAACGUCCACUAGCGAGUACUACCUCAUGAUUGCUUCUGGACCCUCCAGUAAUGGUAACAUCCAGUUCCACACACAAAGAUCUGUCAGUAGCUCUAAGGCUGAUUUACUGAAUCCAUCCCUGGGCAUCACAAGUGCUGAAGUAUUCCCGGCAAUCCUUAAAGCCCACGGUGCCCUGAUGUUAAUCGCCUGGAUGACCACGGGCAGCUUAGGGAUGCUCAUAGCACGCUAUUUAAAGGGAGUUGCCAAGAACCACGGUCUUGGCGGUAAAGAUUUCUGGUUUAUAGCCCACGUGUCUCUGAUGGUCCUGUCAGUCAUUGCCACAGCCAUCGCAUUUAUACUGGUGUUUUCUUAUGCUCAGGAUUGGGCAGGGGGAGCUCAUCCUGUCCUGGGCUGUUUGGUGAUGAUCCUCAGUCUUAUUCAGCCCAUAGUCGCUGCUUUCCGCUGUGAGCCGCAGCAUGAGCGGAGGUUUGUUUUCAACUGGGCCCAUUCCUUCAUUGCUUUAGCUAUCAAAGCCCUCGCAGUUGCUGCGAUUUUCACUGGUUUGGCACUGUUUGAAAAAUAUGAGGAGGAUGGAUGGAUGUUGAAAGUUAUGGGAGGUUUUAUUACCUGGGAGGCCCUGAUGUACAUUCUUCAAGAUCUUAACUUGCGCGCCAAGAAAAAAGAUUCUGAGAUUUGCAGUUGUGGAUCGAUGAAGCCUGAAACAGUCCUGCUUAUCCUGUUUUUGAUGGGAAACCUGGCCUUCUUGAUAUCACUUCUAGUUGGAAUAGGCAGGGCUUAAGUACCACCAAUAUGCUUCGUCCUUCCUCACUGGUUGGGGCCAAAUUUUUUUUUUUUUUUUUUUUUUUUUUUUUUUUAAUAAUGAGUGCUAAUUUUGAGUUCCAUGUUAUGCCAGAAGUAUCUCUAUACACAUUAUUUUGUUAUUGUUUUAAUUAACAUAAUACAGGCCAGGUUUCACAGACAGGGCUUAGCCUAAGCCAGGAUAUUAGGCCUUAGUUCAACCAGGACAUUCAAGUAGCUUUUAUAAACGUUCACUAGUAAAAAAACUGGUGUGUAUCUUGAGACAAAACAAUAGCAGUGACAUAUUUUAAGAUAUCCUGGUCUGUGAAACCGGGGGAUAGCAUUUAUAAUAUAGCAUUUUUUUUUUUUCUGUGCUAAUACCAAUUAGAGAUUCAUUUCUGUGCCUUUAAGUAAGGAAUAUAAGUGUAAGUUAUAUAUAUAAUUAUAUAUAACAUAAGUGCAAUUUCAUAGUUGUUCUUGAAAUUACUGUAUUGUAAGUUGCUCAUUUUUAAGAUGGAAGAACAAUAGUGAAAUCAUCUCGGUCUUUAAUUACAGAGGACAGAAAAUAAGUUCACCAAUUGUAUUUCAUUUUAAAAUGUUAAAGGAUUUAAGGAGAAUAUUUUAACUUUUAUAAGUAUUUUUAUAUCAUUGAAUGUAUGUGUAUAUAUAGACAUUACAUUGUGAUUUGUAACUUAAGUGUACAGUACAAGUUAACAGCACUCAACCACUAGAUGGCAGUGUCAUAACAGGUAUUUUAAAACAACUAUGUGACAUUUUGUUUUACAUUUUUAGACUUCUCAAGGAAUGAAUAAGAACUCUCUAACUGACAUUUAUUCAGACAUUUUAUAGAUUAAUAAAUGAACCAUUGUUUACUUUUUGUGUUAAUUGCUGUAUUGGACAUGCCUAGAUGUACAAAUGAAUGAUGUUUGUUUAACUGAAUGACUGAACUAGUUAAACCUGUCCAAUCCAUUAGUCACAAGUAUGAUGGAAAUCAGAGAAAGACGUUUUGUAAGAUGUGACAGGCCUUUUUUUAUUGAUUUUCCUGUGUCCUAAAGAACACUAUAAAUGCUAUGUGGUUUAAGUCAA